UUUACUAUAUUAUGGAGAUAAGUAUAUCUAUAUUGACGUGUUCUUCCCACUUUACCAGAGUCAACGUGGAAAUAGUAAGACAUCACUGUUAAAAAAAGACACAUAUACUUUAUGCAUUGACUUGACUUGGAAAAUUUAUGUAAUUCAAGAAAAUACAAAAAUUUUGCAGCAAUGGCACCUCUUCUCCUCUUCAUAUUGCUAACUCCUCUACACCUUCAAGUAAACUCACAAGACUUGUCUUCUGAGCAAGCUAUUCUUUUGAGCUUGAAACAGCAUUGGGACGCUCCCUCCUCCCUACGUUGGUGGAAUUCGACCUCAUCCUCCUGCGACUGGCCAGAAGUCAAGUGUGCCUUUGGCACAGUCACCGGCCUGAAACUAGCAGACAGCAACAUAAGAGGAACAAUCCCAUCAACGAUAUGUCUGCUAACAAACCUCGAUUCGAUCUACCUGGCUAGAAACUUCUUGUAUGGGGACAUACCUGCCAGCCUUUACAACUGCUCGAAACUAGUGAGGUUGGACCUGUCCAUGAACGAACUGUCUGGGAAGAUCCCGGGUGAGCUGCUGUUGCAUAAAAGGCUGACGCAUUUAUGGCUGCAUGGAAACAGAUUGGUCGGGGCGAUACCUGCGCCUAUAGAAGCAGUGAGGUUAGAAGUUCUUGAUCUCUCUCAAAAUUACUUGAAUGGAUCGAUCCCUGAUGUUGUAAAGAAUUUGUUCAAACUUACGUCAUUGGAUUUGUCGAUGAAUUUGCUUGAUGGGGAACUCCCCACCGGACUGUUCCAAAUGAGUCUAAAUCAUCUGCUUCUUGGUUACAACGCCAUCUCCGGCCAACUGCCAGAGCAAAUGAAUUUGUACAGGCUGCAAGAGCUAAAUCUUACUCACAACAAAUUAUAUGGCAGAUUUCCGAAAAGUCUAACUGAACUCACGGGAUUAAGGACACUGGAUUUGUCUGAAAACCAGCUAUCUGGAGGCAUAGAAAACGUGGUUCACCUGAGGUCGAUGAGCGUACUCAGGCUUUGCUCUAACAACUUCUCAGGAAAGGUGCCACGCGAAUUUGUGAACCGGUUCUUUCAUGAGAACUGCUUUGAUAUUUCCAACCUCUGUUCUGAAGACCCGAGAAAUGGUCUACCAGGAAGUCGGGAAUAUCUGAAAUGUCAAUCCAAACACGAUGAAUCAGAGAAGCAUUUUGUGAUAAUGGUAGUAGUGAUAGUUGGUUGCGGGGUUGUAGUAUUUGCAAUACUUUUCUACUUGCUACGAAGAUGGUUGCUCAAGAGGCAUAAGAUCAUUGAUUCAAGACGCGGGCAAAUCUGGCCUACCAGUCCUUCUGUGACUGUAGAAGACGAAUGGAAGAUGAUUACAUUUCAGAGGUUGAAGUUCAAUAAAACAGAAAUCUUGUCUAGUCUUGCAGAUGAAAACCUGAUUGGGUAUGGAGGCUCGGGAAAGGUAUAUCGAGUUUUCGUGAAUGAAGGAAGCAUUGCUGUUGCUAUCAAGAGCAUUGUGAAUCCCAGAAAAUCAGACCACGGACUCGAGAAGGAAUUCCUAGCAGAGAUCAAAACGCUGGGGACUAUAUGGCACAACAAUAUAGUGAAGCUUCUAUGCUAUCUCUCAACCAAAGAAGUGAAGCUUCUCGUCUACCAAUAUGUCGAGAACAAGAGCCUUCACCAAUGGCUUCACGGCAGAAGCAGGGAAAUAUCAUCUGCUGGUGACUGUCCAGUCACCAAAUUGGAGUGGCCGAUGAGGCUACAUAUCGCCAUUGGAGCAGCACAAGGACUAUGCUAUAUGCACCAUGACUGCUCCCCAACUAUCAUACACCGUGAUAUCAAGUCAAGAAAUAUACUACUGGACUCGGAACUCAAUGCCAAAAUAGCAGAUUUUGGACUCUCAAAACUGCUCAGCAGGCAGGGAGACACAGAAACAGCAUCGAGUAUAGCUGGAACUUUUGGCUACAUUCCCCCCGAGUAUGCCUACACAUCAAAAGUGAACAGAAAGACUGAUGUUUACAGCUUCGGAGUGGUGCUACUCGAAUUGACUACAGGGAGAGAAGCUGUUACUUACGGAGAUCAUAUGAACCUAGCAGAAAGGGCACACCUACACUACAGAGAUACAAAUGCCAUUAUUGAUGCAGUGGAUGACGAGAUCAAGGAGACGAUCUACAUGGAUCAAAUCAUAACCGUUUUUCGGCUAGGAGUCAUCUGUACUGCUACAUCACCUUCUAAUAGGCCAUUCAUGAAGGAUUGUUUGCACAUUCUACAGAAUUGCAGAAGAGAUUCUUCCUGAUCUUGUAGUCGAAUGACUUCGAGCUCAGUGUAAAUAAAUCCAAAGCUAUAUCGUGUUACAUGUAUGCAUGAAAUUAUGCUUUUACCUGAAAUGCAACAUUGUUUAACAAAA
Messenger RNA from Salvia splendens (bonfire salvia), 2385 nucleotides. RefSeq names its product leucine-rich repeat receptor-like kinase protein CLV1a. NCBI's taxonomy places the organism in Eukaryota, Viridiplantae, Streptophyta, Magnoliopsida, Lamiales, Lamiaceae. Gene Ontology annotation, biological process: protein phosphorylation. The record is from RefSeq and is a predicted model, not a curated record. Bases 172 to 2274 code for a protein of 700 amino acids. The transcript is spliced from 2 exons. Gene Ontology annotation, molecular function: protein kinase activity; receptor serine/threonine kinase binding; ATP binding.